ACCGCGGGCGGAGGUGAGAGUGUUGGUCGGGUGGUGGAGCUGGAGCUGGCUGGCGCUGCCCUGUGGUACUCGCCGGAAUGCCUCACUUGGAAAACAUGGUGCUUUGUCGCGAGUCCCAAGUGUCCACCUUGCAGUCCCUGUUUGGAGAGAGACAUCAUUUCAGCUUCCCAUCAAUUUUUAUUUAUGGACAUACUGCCAGUGGAAAGACCUAUGUAACACAAACUUUGUUGAAAACUUUAGAGCUCCCACAUGUCUUUGUGAAUUGUGUUGAAUGUUUUACCUUGAGGCUGCUCUUGGAACAAAUUUUAAACAAAUUGAAUCAUCUUAGUUCUUCAGAAGAUCAAUGUUCUACCCACAUAACCUGUGAAACAUUUAAUGAUUUUGUUCGCUUGUUUAAACAAGUAACCAAAGCUGAAAGUCUCAAGGAUCAGACUGUAUAUAUUGUUCUAGACAAAGCAGAAUAUCUAAGAGAUAUGGAAGCAAAUCUUUUGCCUGGGUUUCUUAGGUUACAAGAAUUGACUGACAGAAAUGUGACUGUUCUCUUUCUCAGUGAAAUUGUUUGGGAAAAGUUUCGUCCAAAUACGGGGUGCUUUGAGCCAUUUGUCUUGUAUUUCCCUGAUUACAGCAUAGGGAACCUUCAGAAGAUCUUGUCACAUGAUCAUCCUCCAGAGUAUUCGGCUGAUUUCUAUGCUGCUUAUAUUAAUAUUCUUCUUGGAGUUUUCUAUACUGUCUGCCGAGAUUUGAAAGAGCUCAGACAUCUGGCAGUACUUAAUUUUCCUAAAUAUUGUGAACCUGUGGUUAAAGGAGAAGCAAAUGAACGUGAUACUCGCAAACUCUGGAGAAAUAUUGAACCUCAUUUGAAGAAAGCCAUGCAGACUGUUUAUCUCCGGGAAAUAUCAAGUUCACAGUGGGAAAAGCUACAGAAAGAUGACACUGAUCCAGCACAACUGAAAGGGCUCUCAGCAUAUACUCAUGUGGAACUUCCAUAUUAUUCCAAGUUUAUUUUAAUUGCUGCUUACCUUGCUUCAUACAAUCCAGCAAGAACUGACAAGAGGUUCUUUCUUAAGCAUCAUGGGAAAAUCAAGAAAACCAACUUCCUAAAGAAGCAUGAAAAGACAAGCAAUCAUCUUCUUGGCCCAAAACCAUUUCCACUCGACAGGUUAUUAGCAAUAUUGUAUAGUAUUGUGGACAGCAGAGUUGCUCCAACCGCAAACAUCUUUUCCCAGAUUACCUCUCUAGUGACCCUUCAGCUGUUAACCCUGGUUGGCCAUGACGAUCAGCUUGAUGGACCAAAAUACAAAUGCACAGUAUCUCUAGAUUUCAUCAGAGCUAUUGCUAGGACGGUGAACUUUGACAUAAUAAAAUACUUGUAUGAUUUCUUGUGAAAACAAGCUUCAAAGCCAUAUGGACACUGUGACAAUGACUAAGCCAAGCUGUGUUCAUCCAACUACUUAGCUGGCCAGGGAGAGGAGUUCUUUGGCUCUAUUGGAUUUGUCCAGACAGGUGCUGGCCCAGCAUGGAAUCUAAUGAAAAUACUCUGAUUGGUCUGGGUGGAUGUGAGCAGAAGACUAUUUACCAGGGACCCUGGAGUAUUUGGAAGCAACGUGUUAAUUAUAAACAGCAGGGUUUGAGCACAAUCUGUUCUACUCUUAAUGAUGUUAUCUUAACACUGAAAUUGCCUGAAACCCAUUUACUUAGGACUACAUUUUGCUCUGUGAACUAUCCCCUGCGCUUUGAACGUGCCAGCAGCCCUUGUAUAUAAGCCCAGUCUUUUCACUUCCUCUCCACAGGAGCCUCUGCGGUUGCUUGCCAAAGCAGAUUUUCCUAAGGCCACCGUUUUAAAAGAUCAUAGUUGCAGAAUAUAAUAAAUAGAAGGUUUUUUUUUUUAAUCCAAGCUUGUAUAUGCUUAUCCUUCACCCUGAUAUUCUCAAAAGGCACAAGGUAGUUUGAUCAGAUUUAGGCCAACUUUCCAUCCCCAGGCCUGCUUGAUAAAUGCAGUCUGCUCGCGUGGGGUUUUUCUGGUUACUCUUGACAAUUAACCACCCAGCCUAGCUUUUUAAUCCACAUAAUGGUUUUCUUAUCUUUUUUUUAAAGUCACUGGCCUUUAAGAGUUCCACAAUAAAACUUUUUCCUGUUAUAUCAGUUAAUGAA
Hyaena hyaena (striped hyena) is the source of this 2151-nucleotide messenger RNA. RefSeq names its product origin recognition complex subunit 5 (gene ORC5). Gene Ontology annotation, cellular component: nucleus; nuclear origin of replication recognition complex. Gene Ontology annotation, molecular function: DNA replication origin binding. The coding region runs from base 78 to 1385 and encodes 435 amino acids. NCBI's taxonomy places the organism in Eukaryota, Metazoa, Chordata, Mammalia, Carnivora, Hyaenidae. Gene Ontology annotation, biological process: DNA replication; DNA replication initiation. The record is from RefSeq and is a predicted model, not a curated record. The transcript is spliced from 14 exons.